Molecule: messenger RNA, 2154 nt
Organism: Polyodon spathula (Mississippi paddlefish)
Lineage: Eukaryota; Metazoa; Chordata; Actinopteri; Acipenseriformes; Polyodontidae
Product: butyrophilin subfamily 1 member A1-like
Exons: 10
Coding region: 586-1878 (430 amino acids)
Molecular function (GO): protein binding
Source: RefSeq, a predicted model, not a curated record
GCGUAAUUCUAAGCGAUAGUCGCUGUUAUACAGUUACCAAUCAAGCUGUUGUAACGAGUUAUUUGUAUUAGAUUACGGAAUGUAUGAUGUUGCGAGUACAGAUUGAUUUAAGGUCGAUACUUUGCUUGGGCAGUGUCAUUUUUGAUUUGGGAUUUAAAUUGCAGCAUACAGCACUCGUGAAAGCACGGGGUAAAAUGUGUUGUAAAAACCAUUUGUGAGAUUACUUUAAUAAUUACGAUGUGUGCUGUGUUAAUUAAUGUGUCUGUGCCCAGCAUUAUUAUAUAAGAUAUUUUUGUCCAUAGACGUGCUCUUAACUGCGUCACUCACUGGUGUUUGCAAAGGAUGUGUGCAGGUACAAGCAUUUUAAGUGCUAGACUAGUUGGCUUGUUGUUUUUAUGUCGGACCAAUAAUAAACCAGCAAUGGAAACAAAUUGUGUCUAAACUGUAUUUUCCCACAAAUAGGCCAGCAAAGGCAAAAUGACUGUAAAUAAGUUAUAGACUCACUUCGACAGACAAUUUUAAUUCUUGUACUGACGAUCUGUACCAGAUAGCUGGGAAAGAAUGUGACACUUGAACCAAUUGUGUAUGUCCUCAACCUCAAAAAAGGCCAUCACUCAUAUAUUCCAUAAAUUUGCAGAACUUUCAAAUAUGUUGGAGUGCUUGCAGUUCUUCAUAGAACCAGCAAAGAACUUGAAGACAGUCUUGAAGGAGAAUGUUAGAAAGGUUUCACCGCGUGAGAAGAGGGAUGACCGGGUCCUGGAGGAGUGCCAGCUCUUCAUCAUGGAGCUGGCCAGAGAGCUCAACAGAGUGUGUGAGAACUCAGACAUACUGAUCGGAGUUUGGAUGAGUGAAGACACCUGGAGCCCUGAGGAGUGUCGUUGUUUUAUUGUGGAAUGGGCAGCACAGCUGGAGUCAAAGGAAAGGCUUCAACAGAGCCACGGUUGGCCGGAGAAAGUGGGUAUCUCUGGACGAGCUGUGGAAAAGUUGAGAGAGGGGGAUGAGCGAGUUGUGGAGGAUGGUCAGCGCAUCAUUGCUGAUUGGGCAAGAGGGCUGAAGAGCAAGUCUCAGCGCUGCGUGAGUCCUGGAGAGAGUGUGGCCCUGGUGCUGGAGGACCUGGAGAUGCAGUGGAAGCGUGGGCGCCUCCCCAACCUCAUCCCUGCCAUGGAGUUCAUCAUGUGGGUCCUGCUCGUGGAGGACAUGGACAAGGGAACUAUUCCACAGCUUUGGCUUUCUACAAAGCAAAGAUCCCAGAAAAGUGAUGCUGCAAAUUACAUCCCUAACACAGUCUGGAAGUGGAUCAGUAGUGCAUCAGAUGAUGUGACUUUGGACCCUGAUACAGCAAACCCUGAUCUUAUCCUAUCUGAGGAUGAGAAACGAAUGAGAUGUGGAUACGAACGUCAGGACCUCCCAAACUAUCCAAAGAGAUUUGAUGGCUGGUGGUGUGCUCUAGGCAGGGAGGGGUUCACCUCAGGAAGACACUAUUGGGAGGUAGAGGUGGGGGGCUUGAGAGACUGGAGACUAGGAGUUACUAGAGAGUCUGCGCAGAAGAAAGGGUACAAGUCAUUAAACACAGAGUCAGGUUUCUGGACUCUGAGGCUGGAGAGGGGCAGUGAGCUCAAAGCUCUUGCUGUCCCCUACAUGCCUCUCCCUGCAAGCCUCAUUUCCCAGAAGGUGGGUGUGUAUCUGGAUUUUGAGGAAGGGCAGCUGUCAUUUUACAAUGUGGAGAGGAGAUCUCAUAUCUACACUUUUAGCGACACCUUUAAUGAGAAGCUUUAUCCACUGUUUGGCACUGUAGACGUUGCUAAAGAUCUGGUAAUAAAGUCUUAUAUUAACUUUGCAGAACACUACUAUUGUACAGGGCGGUGUUUGUGGUGUUGAGGCUUACUGGUAGGAUAAAGAAAAUGCAGCAACAUUUCCACACUGUCCAACAUAAACAAAACAAAAGAAGAGUAGAAAAAAGCACACUGUAAAAACUAGCUUUGGUUUAAUGAACAGUGUCAAAUUGCUGCUUCCAUGAUUGUUUAACACGUAGUAGUUUAAUGUAUUUAUAUUGUUAAGGCCAGGUUUAAGAUGCCAGGAAAAUAAUUGUAUAUUACUGCUUGUAUCCUGAAUGUAUAUCUGUAUUAAUGAUGUAAUUUGUAAUCGAUACAUAAU